This is a messenger RNA of Agrilus planipennis (emerald ash borer), 668 nucleotides long. RefSeq lists its product as uncharacterized. The transcript has a single exon. The record is from RefSeq and is a predicted model, not a curated record. The coding region runs from base 31 to 561 and encodes 176 amino acids. NCBI's taxonomy places the organism in Eukaryota, Metazoa, Arthropoda, Insecta, Coleoptera, Buprestidae.
UGUUGGCAACAUCUUCCAAAUGUUUCUAAUAUGGCCGAAAAUGUAGUUGAUGUUUCUGAUGUUACCGCGUCAGUGAGUUGUUACACACAAUUACAGAAGAAGUUAUCGUAUAGUGCAGUGCGUAAAUUCAAAAAAUUACGAGCAAAACGUGAAAAGCGGCGAAGAAAUAGAUUAAGAAUUUUUAAACAUAAAAAGUUUAGGUUAGCUAGGAAAACCAAUUUGUGUGAAACAGCAUCCUGCACGGAAAUGAACGGUGUAGACACAAACUUAAAUUUGAACGCUCAAUUGGUUCCCCCGAUACCAGAGGUCGCAGCAUGGCAGAAUCAGCAUCAACUAGCUUACUGGAAAUCCCGUGCUAUGGCGCUCGAACACGAAAAUCGAAUGCUGCACCAACAUUUACGAAAUGUCUACGCUAAGCAAACACAGGACUACGUAGAUUAUCUCAAGGAGCAUCCUGAAAAAAUUGAAGAUGGCGAAAAAUCUGCUCGGGAUGACGAAGAAGGGGAAGGACCUUCCACAAAAAAUGUCGCAGAUAUUUCAGAACAGGGCAGUAGUGUUUAAAAAUAUGCGUAGGAUUAUUCAUCCAUAAAACAAUGAAGUUAUUAACAAAAUUUCCUGUGAUGUUAAUUAUAAUUGUAAUGCGAAUAUUAUAAUUAUUAUGGUGUAAA